AUCUUGAAAGGUUAAGGAACUAAAACUAAUAGAGGCUGCGUGGGUCCUAUCCAGAUACAGGAACUAACUCCACAACACAAUCUCAUUCGAUCAUCAAUCCUCACUCGUGGAUUUCAAUCUCGUUCAGUUCCUCCCAUUUUCAUACACAAAUAAUUUUCUUUAUAUUUCUGCAUUGCUUUGAGUGGAUUUUGCAUAAUCAUAUUAUCAAUUUUUCAUUCAUUUGUAAGUGGGCAUGUGAUUGUGAACUUAUUGAGCUACAUUAAUUAACCAAUGUGAAAGACUCUUGUGCAUGUUGUGAUAUUCAUCAUUUUAUCUCAGUUUGUCUCAUUAAAAAUGGAAAUAAUAUGCUAAGUUGCUAAAUGCUUUAUGUCAUCUCAGUGUAUGUUAGUUUAGUCCAACUGUGCAAGUUUUCAUUUCGACCAGUGGUUCGUGUUUGAUUUUGAUUCUUCAUGUUAUCUUUGUAGUGGGAUAUGAGUGCAGAAGUACUCUUGUGAAGGUUGGAAAAAAGAAAUCUCAAUUUGAUGUAUGGUAUGCCAAGAUGGUAGCCUACUGUUGAUUAUAGAUUUUAUUUGAAUUUGAUAUUGUUGUUCAAUGAUUUUCAAAAAAGAAAAAAGCAAACAGAGGAUGGUGAAACUGGUUUGAAUUUAAGGUGUUUGAUAAAUAGAGCGCAUCUUUUUUUGUUUAACAGUGCUAAAUUUUCACACUCAAGAUUGAAUGGAAUACAUCGAUGCAAAAUGUUAUCCGGUACUCUAGUCUCAGAAUGAAAAUGUCCCUUUGAUGAAUGAUUUGUUGUACCUUUGUUUUGCAUUAAAUUCAGAUUCUUUCUCUAGAGAUAUUGUAAGGGCUCUUGGAUUCUUUUUUUUUUUUUUUAUGUGGUUAUUCUUUUGCUAGCAGAACCAGGGGUGUAAGAAGAAGUUGAGGUGAUGGAACCCCAGGAUGAAGAAGAGAUCCAUAACUGUUUGAUCAAGCUGAGAAGUAAUCCGGAAAGGCGAAGGGAUAAGGUUUACAUUGGUUGUGGAGCUGGGUUUGGUGGUGACAAGCCCUUGGCUGCUCUUAAGUUGCUUCAAAGAGUUCAAGAACUAAAUUAUCUGGUUCUUGAAUGCUUGGCCGAGCGAACUCUUGCUGAUCGUUAUCAAAUCAUGAUGUCUGGUGGUGAUGGUUAUGAUUCUCAGAUUUCUAACUGGAUGCAUAUGCUGCUGCCUCUGGCUUUGGAAAGAGGAACUUGCAUAAUUACCAAUAUGGGUGCAAUGGAUCCUCUGGGUGCUCAACAGAAGGUCUUAGAAAUAGCUAACAGCCUGGGUCUCAAUGUUUCUGUUGCUGUGGCUCACGAGGUGUCUGUCACUAAUAUAAUAGGUUCAGGAUUUUCACCAGCAAAAUCAUAUAUCAUGGAGGGUGGUAUCAGCACCUACUUGGGAGCUGCUCCUAUUGUUCAUUGCCUUGAAAAGUACCAACCAAAUGUAAUAAUUACAUCGAGAAUUGCUGAUGCUGCUUUAUUCUUAGCACCUAUGGUUUAUGAGCUAGGAUGGAACUGGGAUGAAUUAGAACAUCUAGCUCAAGGAUCUUUGGCUGGCCAUCUUCUAGAAUGUGGUUGCCAACUCACAGGGGGAUAUUUCAUGCAUCCAGGAGACAAGUACCGAGAUAUGUCCUUCCAGCAACUACUGGAUUUAUCACUGCCUUAUGCUGAAAUCUGUUUUGAUGGCCAAGUAUGUGUAUCAAAGUCUGAAGGAAGUGGGGGAGUUUUAAAUUUUAAUACAUGUGCUGAACAAUUACUAUAUGAGGUUGGAGACCCUGGGGCUUACGUAACCCCUGAUGUGGAUGUUUCUUUCCUUCCAUUAUCAAGCUCUAGAGUUUGCUGUCAUGGAGCAAAACCAUCUACUAUUUCAGUUCCUGAUAAGCUUUUGCAGUUGGUUCCACAGGAUUGUGGAUGGAAAGGAUGGGGAGAGAUAUCUUAUGGAGGUUAUGAAUGUGUUAAACGUGCUAAAGCAGCAGAAUAUCUGGUUAGAUCAUGGAUGGAAGAAAUAUUUCCUGGUCUUAAUCACCGUAUACUUUCUUAUAUAAUUGGGUUUGAUAGCCUUAAAGCUACCAGCGGGAAUGGAAAUGAGUCAUCACAGACAACUAGUGAAGAUAAUAGGCUACGCAUGGAUGGGCUUUUUGAACAGAAAGAACAAGCCAUCCAAUUUACCAGAGAAUUUAUAGCAUUGUAUACAAAUGGACCAGCUGGUGGUGGUGGUAUCAGUACUGGAUAUAAGAAAGAGACUCUUCUAGAGAAACACUUGGUAAAGCGGGAAGAUGUUUUCUGGCGAACUGGGAUAAAGAGGAGCACAAGAAGUCAGUCAAAUAAAGUAGUUGAUCCUGACCACAAUCUGAGGCACAUAUUGACAUUGCCACCGAAGCUACAAGCUGAAACAGACAAAUCCUUGGAAUCUGUUUCUCUUGGUAGUAGUUGCUCACCUGCUCCAUCUGGCCAGAAGAUUCCACUUUACAGUGUAGCACACAGCAGAGCUGGAGAUAAAGGAAAUGACAUUAAUUUUUCCCUCAUCCCACAUUUUCCUCCUGAUUAUGAGAGGUUGAAACUAAUUAUUACAUCUCAAUGGGUAAAAUCAGUGGUCUCCAAUCUUCUGGAUUUGUCCCUUUCUCCUGAUUUAGAUGCAAAAAUUCCAAGAGAUAAACGGGUCAAUGAAAAUGUUAAGGUGGAGAUAUAUGAAGUCAAGGGAAUCCAGUCAUUAAACAUUGUUGUUAGGAACAUACUGGAUGGUGGUGUCAACUGUUCUCGACGAAUUGAUCGGCAUGGAAAGACCAUUUCAGAUCUCAUUCUGUGUCAGCAAGUUGUGUUGCCUCCUUGAUUGUGUGAUUUACUAAUAAGGUGGCAAUGUUCUCCUGAAUGGAAUGAAUAGAGCAUUGCAAAACUUAGAAUGAUAGAAUUUAUUGAAGCUUGGAAGUGCUUUAAUUGAAGUAGGACUCAUAUGGGGAGGGAGGAUUCCAUUUUGUGCUCUUUAGCCUACAUAUUCUUAUGAUAAUAAUUAGCAAAAGCUGUGCUGUAGCCACAUCAUCCUUUUUAAAGAUUAUGGUGGGAAGCAUUUUGAUCUUUAGAUUAUGUUGUUUCUUUUUCUUUGUAAUCUACUACAUAACUAGCUUCUAUUUUAUUUUUUAAACUUUGUUCUGUAGUUUGAGAACUAAGUUUUUUGGCUUAGUAGAAAUUUGAGAAGUUAGAGAAAGAUGGAGAAAAGACAUUAAGAUGUACCAAGAAGAGCACCAACACAAGUGAGAUUAACUCAUACACUAUACUUAAAUUAGUAAGAUUAACACAAACUAUACUUGGGAUA
Glycine soja is the source of this 3323-nucleotide messenger RNA. RefSeq lists its product as uncharacterized. Lineage: Eukaryota; Viridiplantae; Streptophyta; Magnoliopsida; Fabales; Fabaceae. The transcript has 13 exons. Bases 924 to 2843 code for a protein of 639 amino acids. The record is from RefSeq and is a predicted model, not a curated record.